Molecule: messenger RNA, 1003 nt
Organism: Nicrophorus vespilloides
Lineage: Eukaryota; Metazoa; Arthropoda; Insecta; Coleoptera; Silphidae
Product: alpha-tocopherol transfer protein-like
Exons: 6
Coding region: 58-984 (308 amino acids)
Cellular component (GO): membrane
Molecular function (GO): phosphatidylinositol bisphosphate binding
Source: RefSeq, a predicted model, not a curated record
UUUGUUAAGAUCUGUAAAAAUUGGUUAUUUUUUGUAAAUAAAUUGAAUCAAAUAAUAAUGAAACUUGAUUUGAAGUGCAAAACACCUUUGUUAUUGUACACGGACGAAGAGUUUAAAAGCAUCUUGAAAAUCCGUGGUAAAACUUUGGAGCAACUACCAGAAGAUGUUGAUAUUAUCAAGAAAUGGUUGAAGACUCAGCCUCAUUUACCUUUGCUUCCCACAGAUAGACAAAUCGUGUGUUUUCUGGUGAUGAAUAAGUUUUCUAUAGAGAGAACCAAAGAGAAGAUUGAUUGCAAUUACACAAUCAAAGCAUUAAUACCAGAUUUUUUUACAAAACCGCCUUCACAUCCAGAUAUUCAGAAAGCCAUAGGCGUCUUUUCUUACGGAAUAUUGCCAAAAUUGAGCAAGAACUUGAACAGAAUUUACGUGGGACGUCUGGAAAACGCCGAAGAUUUAAACGUAACUAAUACGUACAGUUACUUGUGCAUGCUUUUCGAAAUGAGGACUUACUGCGAUUUCAGCAAUUCAGAUGAGUACAUCUACGAUUUUAGUUAUUUUCCAAUGAGCGCGCUUACAAAGUUCAAUCCUAUGGAUAUCAAACGACUACUUUCAGUUAUUGAAAAAAUUUAUUCAAAUCGUAUGGCUGCAAUCCAUUACAUAAAUUUACCAGCUUACGCUCAAACGUUAAUAAGUUUGAUCAAAUCGUUGCUUAAGCCGAAAAUUCGUGAAAGAUUUCACGUUCAUAACAGUUACGAGUCUUUGCGUGAGUUUUUCGAUGAUGAUCAGAUUCCUCAGGAAUGGGGUGGAAGUGGACAAACAUUUGCUGAACUUAGAGAAAAUAUGCGAAAAUUAUGUUUGGAAUAUGAUGGAUGCAUCAAGGAAACCUACAGCGCUAAAGUGGACGAAUCUCUGAGACCAAACAAAUUGAUCAAUGAUGACGUAUUGGGUUACCAUGGUAACUUUAAGAAACUUCAAGUUGAUUGAUUCAAAUAGCUGAAAUGGU